Molecule: messenger RNA, 1992 nt
Organism: Cornus florida
Lineage: Eukaryota; Viridiplantae; Streptophyta; Magnoliopsida; Cornales; Cornaceae
Product: 7-deoxyloganetic acid glucosyl transferase-like
Exons: 2
Coding region: 71-1507 (478 amino acids)
Molecular function (GO): UDP-glycosyltransferase activity
Source: RefSeq, a predicted model, not a curated record
GAAUUUUUCGGUAAAUGGAUAAUCGUUCAUCAAGGUCCACACCCAAUCUUGGAGUAUCGGAAAACUUUAGAUGGAUCACCAACCAACACUCCCACCUCACAUACUCCUGUUUCCUCUGCCCCUUCAGGGCCAUGUGAACUCCAUGCUGAAGCUAGCCGAGCUUCUCUGCCUUCAAGACCUCCAUGUCACCAUGCUCGUCUCCGACUACUGCCACAGUCGCCUCCUUCGCCACGGCAAUAUCCAAUCUGGCUCCCUUCUCCAUCCUGCAAUUUGCUUCAAGACUAUACUGGAUGGCCUUCCUGAAGACCAUCCGCGUGUAGGUGAACGAGUUUUGGAAGUUAUGCCUCCUGAUGUAACAGGACCCCUUUUCAGGGAGUUGAUGACAUCCACUGAUUUCUUGGGCUCUGAAACCCGGAGGCCUGUGACGUGCAUCAUAGCAGACGGGAUCCUGAAGUUUGCAGGUGAUUUUGCUUUAGAAAAGGGAAUACCACUCAUUUAUUUCCACACCAUCAGCGCUUCCUCCUAUUGGGCUUCUUUCUGUAUUUUUCAACUCAUUGAAGCAGAUGAAAUUCCCUUGAAAGGAAAUGGCAUGGACUCACCUGUAACAAGUGUUCCGGGCAUGGAAGGUCUUCUCCGGCGGCGUGAUCUCCCUAGUUUUUUCCGUGCCAAUGAUAUAAAUGACCCGCAUAUCCAAUUGACAAAGACUGGAAUUAGAAAAGAUCUUCUAGCCCAUGCUGUCAUAAAGAACACCUUUGAUGACUUAGAAGGACCCGUACUCUCUCAGAUGCGCACUCACUUCCCCAAUAUAUACAGCAUCGGACCAUUGCAUGCUCACCGGAGAACCAGACUCGGUGCUGAGACGAUGUCAACCACCUCGGGUAGUUUCUGGGGAGAUGACCGGAAAUGCUUGACGUGGCUGGAUUCACAGCCGUCCAAAUCCGUCAUCUAUGUGAGCUUUGGAAGUAUCACUAUCAUGACAAGGGAGCAACACAUGGAGUUCUGGUACGGCUUGGUGAAUAGUGGGCAGCGAUUCUUGUGGGUCAUACGGCCGGACUUUAUUGCUGCCGGCGAAGAUGGGGAGAGUCAAAUUCCGGGGGAGCUGGAGGAAGCUACGAGAGAAAGAGGGUACAUGGUGGAUUGGGCCCCACAGGAAGAGGUGUUGGCACACCCUUCCAUUGGUGGAUUUCUGACCCACAGUGGGUGGAAUUCGACUUUGGAGAGUAUCACUGCUGGAGUGCCGAUGAUAUGCUGGCCUUACUUUGCAGACCAAAUGGUUAAUAGUAGGUUAGUGAGUGAGGUUUGGAAGCUUGGUUUGGACAUGAAAGAUACGUGUGAUCGAGUCAUGAUUGAGAAGAUGGUUAGAGAUGUAAUGGAAAUGAGGAAGGAGUUGUUCCAGGAACGAGCGAAUCAGAUGGCAAAGAAGGCCAAGCGAGCUGUGAGUGAAGAUGGAUCAUCCUACUGUAAUUUGAACCGUCUAAUUCAGGACAUAAAAUCAAUGAUUGUGUGAGCAUACAUGUAAUGAGAUGUUAUUCAUAUUAAAACUAGACUUUUGAAGCUAAGUGAGGAUCUCAAAAUAACUGUUACAGUUUCUCCCUUGUUCUAUCACAUGCACACUUCGUGAAUGUGUCCGUAUCUGGGGCUGUGUAUCUCUCUCAAUAACAAAUGUGGAUUAGUUGUAUGUCUAUGAGAAAAUGAAUGAGUUGGCAGUAGUGAACACUCCGGUACUCUUGAAUUCUUGCAUGCUGGCAAAUAUUAUGGAACUCAUAGCUCCACAGUACAAAAGAAUUGUCUGGGAUUGUGCACGCCAUCUACCCCGUGUAGUUGUGUCCCCGAAAGUAUCUAUCCGGCGAAUACGAUGAAUGAUCUUUAUUUAUCUUGGAAACUUACUACUACUCUUUAAAAUCUUUGAAAAUAAAAAGCUUUCAAUGUUCUUUAUAUGUUUUAAUUCUAGUGAAGAAUCUUGGGUAAUUAAAUAAAAAUGUAAGAUAAAUA